AUGGGCGAAGUCCGACGAACAAAGGAAGCUCUCAACCAGGGCAAGAAGGUGAGCUACGAGAGCAUGAACCCGCACACCCAGGCCUCCCUUCUCAAGGCCUUCCUCAAGGAGCUCGCCGACCCCGUCUUCACCGCCAAACUCUACCCGGGCUGGAUUGCCGCUACGCAGCACAAGGACAGGAAGAUCCUGAUCACGCGGCUGCUGAACAUGCUGCCACAGCAGAACCUGCAGAUCAUCUCAACGCUGAUGAUCCACCUCCGACACAUCUCCGAAUACCACGCGUCCAACCUGAUGACGGCCGAGAACCUGGCGAUCGUGUUCGGCCCCAUACUCCUGCGCCCGUCGUCGGUCUCGGUCGAGACCCUGUUCGCCGACGUGCCCUACGUCAACAAGUGCAUCGGCAUGCUGAUCAACGACUGCUCGUUCUUCUUCAAGAACAAGCUGGUGCUGCUCCACCGACAGACCAAGCAGACGUCGCUGUUCGAGGAGAUGCGCCGAGCAGGCGCCGAGCUCAUCAUCGAGGAGCGCAAGCGGCGCGAGAAGGAGGAAAAGCGGCUCAAGGAGGAGCAGCGCAAGAGCGAGCGCAAGAAGAAGUACAACACCUACUCCUCGUCCAAGCGGCAGACCGUCAAGGCCCUGCUCGACACCGAGUUCGACCCGGCCAUCGACGAACACGGCAACGUCGACCACCACCCGUCGACCAGCCCCGCGCCCGACCCCUCGUCGCCCUCGUCCGCGCGCAACAAGGGCAACGGCAGCUGUAGCCCUGACAUGGGCGGCCGCGCCGUGCGGCCCCAGACCUCCUACAACCCGGCAAGCGCGCCCAUGCUGCCCACGCCCUCGACCUCGCCGCGCCCGCCGCUGCCGCCGCUGCCGGAGAACCUGCCGCCGCCCCCGCCCGUCAGCGCCGGGACGCUACGACGCAGCGUGUCGGCCUACAACCCCGUACCAGCCAUCGUCGUGGGUGGUCACAACGGCGGCGGCGCGGGCGGGACGAACUCGCACCGCGCCAUAUCGCCGCGGUCUCGACCAACGCGACCAGUGGGCAUCAUGAUGAUCCCGCCCUCUGGACCUGCGUCACCCGAUGUGCCGCGCAGUAAUGGCCAUCACCACCCCCACCACAACCAACCGCUCGAGUAUGACGACAAGGGCAUCCCAGUACCGCCUCCCCCACCGCCGCCGCUGGAGCUCACAGAAGAGGAAAAGAGAAGAAAGGAAGACGAUGAGAAUCUACUGCACAACAUGCGGCGUCGAUAUGUAGAUAGACGUAAACAGACGCUGGAUCGGUGGUUCAAGCGGAAGAACGACUGGACCGAGGAGGAGUUCAACAAGGCGAUGGAGGAGAGGGCGGCUCUGAUUGAGAACGGCGAGUACAGCCCGCAGGACCUCCAGAUGUGGUUCGCCGAGAUGGGCGCCGGCGACGACGAGGACCCACUCAACGUCUCCCAGUCCUCCAACGUCUCUCUCAACCACCAAAUCGGCGGCAGGAGCAGGGAGGGGUCGCCCGCCUUGCCAUCGCGGGAGGCACACCACCACCACCACGGCACGCCAUCGCCAGCGACGACGAGUUCAGGUGCCGCCGUGGACACCACCCUCUGCGUCAGCUGA
Acanthamoeba castellanii str. Neff is the source of this 1608-nucleotide messenger RNA. RefSeq names its product RhoGAP domain containing protein. Gene Ontology annotation, biological process: small GTPase-mediated signal transduction. Bases 1 to 1608 code for a protein of 535 amino acids. Gene Ontology annotation, molecular function: GTPase activator activity. The transcript has 5 exons. Lineage: Eukaryota; Discosea; Longamoebia; Acanthamoebidae. Gene Ontology annotation, cellular component: cytoplasm. The record is from RefSeq and is a predicted model, not a curated record.